AUGGCUCAGCGAAAUCAAAGCAUUGUGACUGAGUUCAUCCUUACUGGAUUCCCUGGACUUCAUCAAGAGUACUAUGGUCUUGUCUCAGCUGCAUUGUUUUUAGUAUAUUUGGUAACUAUGAUAGCAAAUGCUACAGUUAUUUUUUUAUUUGCAACUGACUGCAGCCUUCAUAAGCCAAUGUAUUAUAUCAUUCUAAAUCUGAGUGUAUGUGACGUUCUCUUUAGCACAACCACUUUACCCAAGAUCAUAACCAAAUAUUGGUUUCAGUCAGGGAGCAUUUCAUUCACUGCCUGUUUUGUCCAAAUGUACUUUGUUCACUAUCUUGGUACAGUUAAUUCUUAUAUUCUCUUUCAGAUGGCUUUAGACAGGUAUUUGGCUAUCUGCCAUCCUCUCAGAUAUCCACAUUUUCUCACAACAUCUAAUAUUCUAAUUCUAAGUAUUACUGCAUGGACUACUGCCAAAGCAGGCCCUCUAAUGGCACCUUAUGCCGUUCCUGCUUUUGUAACUGCAAUGCUUACGCUACUGGGGCCUCUGGCGUUUAUAAUUUUUUCAUAUUGCUCUAUAAUUAUAGCAGUUUACAAGAUAGCAAAUAUGCAGGGUCGCCUGAAAUCACUGUCCACUUGUAGCACUCAGCUGAGAAUAAUCUCCCUCUAUUAUUUACCCAGAUGUUUUGUAUAUUUAGCCAGCAAUGUUGUGAUCAUCAUGCUGUAUAGCCUUGCCCCACCAGUGAUCAAUCCACUCAUAUACUGUUUAAGAGCUAAGGACAUGAGAGAUAGCUUAUUGAAACUAUUCUGCAGACGAACCGUUCCAGAAAAAGCACAGAUUGCAGCCAAUAAAUAA
This is a messenger RNA of Archocentrus centrarchus (flier cichlid), 840 nucleotides long. RefSeq names its product olfactory receptor 2AT4-like. Gene Ontology annotation, cellular component: membrane. Lineage: Eukaryota; Metazoa; Chordata; Actinopteri; Cichliformes; Cichlidae. The record is from RefSeq and is a predicted model, not a curated record. Gene Ontology annotation, molecular function: olfactory receptor activity; G protein-coupled receptor activity. The transcript is spliced from 3 exons. The coding region runs from base 1 to 840 and encodes 279 amino acids. Gene Ontology annotation, biological process: G protein-coupled receptor signaling pathway.